Molecule: messenger RNA, 900 nt
Organism: Galendromus occidentalis (western predatory mite)
Lineage: Eukaryota; Metazoa; Arthropoda; Arachnida; Mesostigmata; Phytoseiidae
Product: protein glass-like
Exons: 2
Coding region: 1-900 (299 amino acids)
Biological process (GO): regulation of transcription by RNA polymerase II
Cellular component (GO): nucleus
Molecular function (GO): DNA-binding transcription factor activity, RNA polymerase II-specific
Source: RefSeq, a predicted model, not a curated record
AUGAAUACAGCAGAAUCUGCGGUAUUACAGUACUCGAGUCCGCUAGCCGUCCAGGACGAGCUCAAGUCCGAAGUAUGCAGCGACUCAGGGGACCUUCAGUUGCUCGACUGUGUGGACCAGACGUAUUUCCCGCAGCAACAAUUCUACCCGGACCCUUACCAAGAAUACGUGUUCAACCACUACGAGCAGGACCCAGGGAGGGUGUUCCACCCGGCGGACUACCACCACCUUCAUGCGGAGAGCCGGCCCGGUGUCGACGAGUUUCGUCUGGUGCCCGAAACCCAGGAAUACUUCGAUUUGCAGCAGCUCGAGCGCUCCGACGUACCUUACCCUGUGGAAGGAUGCUCAUCGUCCGAAAAUUUCCACGUCGACCCAGCCUCGCUCUUGACCCACCAACGGCACGACGUUCCCCCGGAAAACCAUUAUCCCACUGCAACUGCAGACAACAUCUGCACAGCCAGCAGCGGUGUGUGUAGUAACAGCUGCACGAUCUGUGGCCGUUACUACGCACGCACGUCAACAUUGAAGACGCAUCUGCGGGUUCAUUCCGGCGAGAGACCGUACGCUUGCCUCCAGUGUCUGAAGCGCUUCUCCCAGGCCGCGAAUCUCACGGCUCACAUGCGAAUCCAUUCAGGGGAAAAGCCCUUCCUUUGUCCAAUAUGUCAUCGAAAGUUCUCGCAAAGUUCUUCAGUCACGACUCACAUGCGAACGCAUUCCGGUGAGCGACCUUAUCUGUGCAAUCUGUGUAAAAAGAGCUUCUCCGAUAGUUCCACCCUAACGAAACAUUUCCGAACGCACAGUGGCGAACGCCCCUAUCAGUGUCGGAUUUGUUUCAUGCGCUUCUCUCAAUCGGGUAACCUGAAUCGUCACAUGAAGAUUCAUGGCCAGAAAGGCGCUUAG